UUUUAUCAUUUUGUGUGGAUCACUCUGUUUGUCUGAGUCUUAAGAACACUUCCAAUCAUCAGAGACAAAUCAAGAUUCCGGUUGGUGGGUUUUUUUUCUUUUUAAAUUUCCUUUCAAAGUUCUUGAGGAAGUUUGUUAUUGUUUCCAAAGAAUCCUGUUCAAAUAUCCAUUCUUUGUUUUUUGGAGAUAAUGCUUUGAUUCAGUACUACUGGGACUUUUUGAAUUUCAAUUUUCUUGUUUCCUUUGAUUAUUCUUCUUCUUUCUGUUUGUUUUCUGGGGGAGGUGUCAGAUGGGUCUUUGCAACUCUAAACCCUCCCCAAAUUCUGAUCUGUUUGCUGAGAAAUCUGGUUCAAGAACUCCCAAUGAAGGGUCUAAUUCAACACAACCAAACUCUGUUACCGCAAUGGGAGGAGCUUCUCCUUUACCGCCUAGUUCUGAAAAUGGUAGAGAUGGGAGGGCGGGGAAUAGGAGGAACGAGAGUCAUGAGAUGGAUAAUGUGAAGAAAUCUCCGUUUUUCCCGUUUUACAGUCCUAGCCCUGCUCAUUACCUGUUUUCUAAGAAGUCUCCGGCGAGAUCUCCGGCGAAUGCUAGUGCUAAUUCGACUCCAAAGCGGUUUUUUAGGAAGCCAUUUCCGCCUCCGUCGCCGGCGAAGCACAUUCGUGCAGUUUUGGCAAGGCGGCAUGGCUCGGUGAAGCCGAAUGAGGUGUCGAUUCCGGAGGGAACUGAAGCUGAAGGGGUUACUGGUUUGGAUAAGAAUUUUGGGUUUUCGAAGCAUCUUGGGAGUAAAUAUGAGCUUGGAGAAGAGGUUGGGAGGGGGCAUUUUGGCUAUACUUGUGCGGCGAAGUUUAAGAAGGGUGAACUUAAAGGCCAACAAGUAGCUGUUAAAAUCAUUCCCAAGUCCAAGAUGACUACUGCCAUUGCCAUUGAGGAUGUCAGACGGGAAGUAAAGAUAUUAAAGUCAUUGAGUGGUCACAAGAAUCUUGUAAAUUUCUAUGAUGCAUAUGAGGAUCAUGACAACGUCUAUAUAGUAAUGGAGUUGUGUGAAGGAGGAGAGCUCUUAGACAGAAUUCUGUCAAGGGGUGGUAAAUAUACCGAGGAGGAUGCAAGGGCUGUAAUGACGCAAAUAUUAUAUGUUGUAGCUUUUUGCCACCUUCAGGGUGUGGUUCAUCGGGAUCUCAAACCUGAGAAUUUCCUUUUCACUUCAAGGGACGAAAAUUCGCCGUUGAAGGCUAUAGAUUUUGGAUUGUCGGAUUUUGCGAAACCAGAUGAAAGGCUCAAUGACAUUGUUGGUAGUGCUUAUUAUGUAGCUCCUGAAGUGCUCCAUAGAUCUUACAGUACUGAGGCAGAUGUAUGGAGUAUAGGUGUAAUUGCAUAUAUUCUUCUAUGUGGAAGUCGUCCAUUUUGGGCUCGAACGGAGUCCGGCAUCUUUAAAGCUGUCCUUAAAGCUGAUCCCAUCUUUGAUGAGCCACCGUGGCCUUCUCUAUCUUCUGAGGCAAAAGAUUUUGUUAAGCGCUUAUUAGUUAAGGAUCCAAGAAAAAGAAUGUCUGCUGCUCAAGCCCUGAGUCAUCCAUGGAUUAAAAAUUCUAUGGAUGUAAAAGCACCUCUUGAUAUACUUAUAUUCAAACUCAUGAAGAUUUAUAUGCGGUCAUCAUAUCUUCGAAAAGCUGCUUUGAGGGCUGUGUCGAGAACGUUAACUAUAGACGAGUUAUUCUAUUUGAAGAUGCAAUUUUCGCUCUUGGAGCCAAGCAAAAAUGGCACCAUAAACAUAGAAAACAUCAAAGAGGCUUUGAUGAAAAACAUAACGAAUGGGAUGAAGGAAUCAAGGAUACCUGAUCUAUUGACUUCGCUUAGUGCAUUGCAAUAUAGGAGAAUGGAUUUUGAGGAGUUUUGUGCUGCUGCCGUAAGUAUCCAUCAACUUGAAGCUCUUGAUAGGUGGGAGCAACAUGCACGUUAUGCUUAUGAUCUGUUUGAGAAGGACGGAAACAGACCUAUUGUUAUCGAGGAACUGGCAUCGGAACUUGGCCUCAGCCCUUCUGUCCCUGUUCAUGCUGUUCUUCAUGACUGGAUUAGACAUACCGACGGAAAAUUGAGCUUCCUUGGGUUUGUCAAACUGUUACACGGACCUUCUAGUCGAACUCUGGCGAAACCAUUAUAAAGUGUAUGACUCGAAUGUUUGAAAAAUCAUCAAAUGUAUUGGUUGCUCUACCAAGAUUCCAUCAGCUACAUAGUGGUGAGAUCCCAGUUGUAAUUUGAUGUUGGGUAAUUGAAUCAAAUGGCCGAGUCGAGAAAUACUUCGAUUUCCAUUUGGCCCUAAGCUUGUGGAUACUCACGACAGGGUUGACGAUCCGACCUCUCAUUGGUAUGUGAAGUGAAAAUGUAGGAGUUGGAGUUUUUCCUCACUGUAUUUGUAUAGGUUUGAGUAAAAAAAAGUGUGUGUUCACUUGCAAGUGAUGAUACUCCUCAAAGGUUUUCUGAGGAUGGCACUUGCAUUUCCAGACAUUUAACUUCUGGAUUGUAAUUGUGAGCUCUUCUUCCAUUCCACUCAAUAGUAUGAAUAGUGUCUUGAUCUAUAACAAUACCUUCUCUCUCUCUAUUCC
Molecule: messenger RNA, 2597 nt
Organism: Cucumis sativus (cucumber)
Lineage: Eukaryota; Viridiplantae; Streptophyta; Magnoliopsida; Cucurbitales; Cucurbitaceae
Product: CDPK-related kinase 5
Exons: 11
Coding region: 290-2155 (621 amino acids)
Biological process (GO): protein autophosphorylation; intracellular signal transduction; peptidyl-serine phosphorylation
Cellular component (GO): nucleus; cytoplasm
Molecular function (GO): calcium/calmodulin-dependent protein kinase activity; calmodulin binding; calcium-dependent protein serine/threonine kinase activity
Source: RefSeq, a predicted model, not a curated record